AGGCGCUGGAGCGUGGAACCAGAGAGAGCUGCGGAGAGCUGCCAGCUGCACCGGGUGUGUUCCGCAGCUGUAGGCACCUGUCGUCCUGCCUUCGAUGGCUCCUCCCUCCGUCCCCCUGGUCCUCCUCCUCGUCCUCUUGCUGAGCCUGGCAGAGACUCCAGCAUCCGCACCUGCCCACUGGGGACGAGGAGGCUGGACCCUCAAUAGUGCUGGCUACCUUCUGGGUCCCGUCCUCCACCUUCCCCAAAUGGGUGACCAAGACGGAAAGAGGGAGACAGCCCUUGAGAUCCUAAACCUGUGGAAGGCCAUCGACGGGCUCCCCUACUCCCACCCUCCACAGCCCUCCAAGAGGAACGUGAUGGAGACGUUUGCCAAACCAGAGAUUGGAGAUCUGGGCAUGCUCAGCAUGAAAAUUCCCAAGGAGGAAGAUGUCCUGAAGUCAUAGAUGUCUUCAAAUCCCUGUUCCUAUCCUUCUUCUCCAGCUCCUCCUGCUCCCUCUGAAACCUUUUCUAGGUACCCUAUGCUGAGACUAAGAUCCUGAAGUUAAAUACCCAGGUCUCAUGAAGACAUUGUAAAGCAUUUGAAUUAUUCUAAAAAAUUUCUGGAGUUUCCUAGGUCUUAUUGAUUCAUCCUUGAAAUCAGUAUAACGUGUUAUUAAUGGAACCAAUAGUAAUUCGAGGACUAGUUGGGAGAUUCUGGGGUAAUCAGGGAAUAUUCCUGCAACACAUUUAAAGGAAUUGUGUUCUUUUGGAAUCAUCCCAAUUAUAACAUGAGCUAUUGCAUAAUACAAAUAACCCUCUUAAGUCUGAGAGUCUGUGUCUUUAUUUGAAAAGAUUCUUCAAAUUGCGUACUUACUCCUCCAUAUUCUUUCAACCCACAUGAGUCUCCUCGAGAAGUGAGGAGAGGCAGUUUGGAGCAGAAUGGAGAGAAUAAAAUGUUUCUUGUCAAAC
Gorilla gorilla gorilla (western lowland gorilla) is the source of this 950-nucleotide messenger RNA. It is a transcript of the gene GALP, whose product is annotated as galanin like peptide. Gene Ontology annotation, biological process: antimicrobial humoral immune response mediated by antimicrobial peptide; defense response to Gram-negative bacterium; behavioral response to starvation. Gene Ontology annotation, cellular component: extracellular region. Lineage: Eukaryota; Metazoa; Chordata; Mammalia; Primates; Hominidae. The transcript is spliced from 6 exons. Gene Ontology annotation, molecular function: hormone activity. Bases 95 to 445 code for a protein of 116 amino acids. The record is from RefSeq and is a predicted model, not a curated record.